UCACUGAUGUGCACGUGUGGAGAAUUACAUUGUCCAGGGAGCACCUUUAGCCCAGGAAAGCUCCUGUAGGUCAGUGGGUUGCAGAGGGGAUGCGCCAUUGAGAUGGGCUCUCUGACUUCAGUGAGUGAUGGGAUCCUGAAGGACUGGAGGCCAAGUGCCAGAGUUUAAAUGCUGAAGACAAGGUGGGUGCAUUUCCCAUGAUGGGCACAGGGCGCGGUGGUGAUCAGUGGAUUGACUUCAGGCGUCCUGGGUGGUGGGCUGUUAUUCAUGUUGUCCCUGGGGAUGAAGAACAUUGACAGCUCUCAGAGUGUUGCUUGGGCUAUACCAGGAGAAACUCCAGGUUCAGGACCAGGGACAAACUGAAUCACCACAAUGGGAAGUCCUGACCGCUCACCCAGUUUCCAGACCAGCAUGAGCUGAUGGAGGUAGAGCUGUUUGACCUAAGUGAAGCUGGAGUCCUCCUGAGGAAGGAGCCUCAUGUAUUCCCCAGAGCUAAAUAUAUUUUUGACUGGCAUGAACCCUUUCUACUUCCAUGCAGUAAAUGUGAUUUUACACUGCUUAGUGACCCUCGUGCUGAUGUACACCUGUGAUAAAACUGUCUUCAAGAACCGUGGACUUGCUUUUGUCACAGCACUGCUUUUUGCUGUGCAUCCUGUUCACACCGAAGCGGUGGCUGGGAUUGUUGGCAGAGCUGAUGUGUUAGCAUGUCUUCUGUUUCUGCUGGCCUUUCUCUCCUACAAUAGGAGCCUGGGUCGGUGUUGUGCUGGGGAGUGUUUCCCUCCCACGGCUUCUCCGUUCUUCUUGCUGCUCAGUUUGCUUCUGGGGACCUGUGCAAUGCUGGUGAAAGAGACGGGCAUCACAGUGUUUGGAGUUUGCUUGGUUUAUGACCUCUUUUCCCUCUCCAGCAAGCAAGAGAAGUCGAGCAAUGGGAUCAUUCAUCAGCACAGCCCAUCACAGCCUGGGAGCCCCCGGCCCUGCUCAUUACCUGCCCACUCUCACCGGGAGAACGGGAAACAGCGGUUCCCUCACAAAGUUGCUUGGAGUGGUUGCCACUCCCCUCUGCCACCUGAAGCCAAGAGCAGUGGAUUCCUGGUGUCUCCGAGAGCUCUGUGGUCCCUGAUGAGGUAUCUCACAGCAAGCAGCAAUAGAAAUUUCCUGCUUACAAUAAGACCAUUUUUAAAAAGGGCCAUUUUGGUCAUAAGCUAUGUGAUUGUCAUUUUGUACUUCCGACUAUGGAUAAUGGGAGGAUCUAUGCCCCUGUUUUCAGAGCAGGAUAAUCCAGCUUCAUUUUCGCCUUAUAUUCUUACAAGACUCCUUACCUAUUCCUACCUCUUGGCCUUCAACGUGUGGCUUCUGCUUGCACCUGUUACCCUGUGCUACGAUUGGCAGGUUGGCAGCAUUCCUUUGGUAGAGACCAUAUGGGAUGUGAGGAACUUAGCCACCGUCCUCAUGGCAGUUGUGAUGACCUUACUGUGCCUGCACUGCCUAGCAGCCUUCAAGAGGCUGGAGCACAAGGAAGCAUUAGUGGGCUUGUUGUUCCUGGUGUUCCCGUUCAUCCCAGCCAGCAACCUGUUCUUCAGGGUGGGUUUUGUGGUGGCCGAGAGAGUCCUGUACAUGCCUAGCAUGGGCUACUGUAUCCUUUUUGUGCAUGGACUGAGCAAGCUCUGUACUUGGCUAAACCGGUGUGGGGCUACCACCCUGACGGUGUCCACCAUGCUGCUGCUGCUGCUUUUCUCUUGGAAAACUGUGAAGCAGAAUGAAAUCUGGCUGUCACGAGAGUCCCUAUUCAGGUCUGGAGUUCAGACUCUGCCCCACAAUGCCAAGGUUCACUACAACUACGCCAACUUCCUGAAGGACCAAGGUCGGGACAGGGAAGCAAUCUACCACUACAGAACUGCCCUCAAGUUGUAUCCACGCCAUGCAAGUGCCCUGAACAACCUUGGAACGCUGACUAGAGACACAGCAGAGGCAAAGAUGUACUAUCAGAAGGCACUCCAGCUCCACCCACAGCACAACCGGGCUCUUUUCAAUCUGGGAAACCUCCUUAAGUCCCAGGAGAAAAAAGAAGAAGCCAUCACCCUACUGAAGGACUCCAUUAAAUAUGGCCCAGAGUUUGCAGAUGCAUAUUCAAGCUUAGCUUCCUUACUAGCUGAACAGGAAAGAUUUAAGGAAGCUGAAGAAGUAUACCAGGCUGGAAUCAAGAACUGUCCAGACAGCUCAGACUUGCACAAUAACUACGGGGUUUUCUUAGUUGAUUCUGGCUCUCCAGAGAAGGCUGUGGCCCACUACCGACAGGCCAUCAAGCUCAGCCCGAGUCAUCACGUGGCCAUGGUGAACCUGGGCAGACUCUACAGGUCCCUGGGAGAGAACAGCAUGGCCGAAGAGUGGUACAAACGCGCCCUACAGGCGGCACGCACGGCUGAGGUCCUGUCACCCCUGGGAGCGCUUUAUUACAAUACCGGCCGGCAUGAGGAGGCCUUGCAGAUUUACCAGGAAGCUGCAGCUCUGAGGCCUGCACAGAGGGAGCUCCGCCUGGCACUGGCUCAGGUUUUGGCAGUGAUGGGUCAGACAAAGGAAGCUGAGGAGAUGACAAGUCACCUGAUAGCAGAGGAGGCUGGGUGCCUGGAAUGCUACCGCCUCCUGUCAGCCAUCUACAGCAAGCAGGAGCACCACGACAAGGCCCUCAAUGCUAUAGACCAGGCUCUCCAGCUGAAACCAAAGGACCCGAAAGUCCUGUCUGAACUUUUCUUCACCAAAGGAAACCAGCUAAGAGAGCAGAACCAUCUUGACAAAGCUUUUGAGAGCUAUAAAGCAGCCGUGGCACUGAACGCAGAGCAAGCACAGGCCUGGAUGAACAUGGGUGGAAUCCAGCACAUCAAGGGAAACUAUGUGUCUGCAAGAGCUUAUUAUGAAAGAGCCUUACAGCUAGUUCCAGACAGCAAACUGCUCAAGGAAAAUCUCGCCAAAUUGGAUCGCCUAGAAAAACGAUUACAAGAAGUUCGAGAAAAGGACCAAACAUAGCUCCAUCAGACCUGGUCCAUGGGACGGUGCUGGUGCUGGAAGAGGACAGAGGACCAAGGCCUUGCUCUCACACACGUGUGACACAGCCAGUGAAGCUGUCCUCAGCUCCCAGUGCAGGGGGCAUGUUUGGGGUCAUCUGUGCUGAAGGAUCACACUUCUAUGAAUGAGGACAAAACAGCAGAAAGGAAAGAAAGGUCUGAGAAAGAAGGAAUAGCAACUCUGCAUUUCACAGAUUUGUGUUUGGUUUAAUUCCCAGUUUCCCUAGAUACAUUGCUGUGCUUUUGCGAUGUGGAGAUCUAAUUCUAGUUCUUACUUUAGAACUUUCAUAUCUCAGAACUACAGAAGUUUAACAUGCUAUAAAGGCAGAGAAUCUAUUCUUUAUGGGAUGAGCUUUUUAAAAAGGGAUAAAUCCUCUGGGGUCAGCCAUCUGGUAGUGUACCAAGGAGAGGCUCAGUUAAUUCUCCAGAACCUGAAACUGAUAUCUAAUAGCUUUUGUAGAGCAUUCCAGAAUAUAUGGGAGAAAGGGCUAUCGGUAAGUGGGCUCUAUCUAACAUUCCCCUGAAGGGUAUUACUAAGGACCUUUUGAAGAGUAAAUUAAAUUCCACUCUGAUGUAAGUUCUUCCAUUGCUUAAUAUAUCAAGAGGGAAUCUUCUAGAAUUGGAUAGGGAAAGUCUCUAACAGGAAAAUGAAGGAGCUUGAUACUCCUAAUUCUUUAUGGAUUUAUUUAAAAUUAUUUUAAUUCUGUUCCAAGUAUUACUAGAGUAGUGGUUCUACUCUAAGACUUCAAAAGUGCAUUUAAAGUCAUAAAUGUUCCCACCUUUAAAUAUUAUUUUGGUGGAGGAAAAAAAUAGUAUAUUCUACAUAGAAAAUAGAAAAGAUAUUAACUGAGAGGAACAUCCUACUUUAUUAUCUUAAUGUCAAGACAUCACAAGAUGUAUUAUUUUUCUGAAGACUAUAUUUAACCAGUGAGGAAUCUUUACAGCAUAUAACAGAAAUCUUCAUAAACUAGCUAGAUUGAAAGAGAGCUCUAUUUAUUUGUCUUCCUAGGCUUCAGGAGAAUUGCAUGCUUAAAACAUGAGUGACUGAAACCCAGGGUUUAUUCCAGAUUUGUAAUUUUGGACACUUCAUGGAGAAUAUUCCAAAAAUCUAGAGUGAAA
Molecule: messenger RNA, 4178 nt
Organism: Castor canadensis (American beaver)
Lineage: Eukaryota; Metazoa; Chordata; Mammalia; Rodentia; Castoridae
Source: RefSeq, a predicted model, not a curated record